AUGUGUUCGACCUUCCAGGCUGACGAAGGUUUUGCUACACCUCACACUUGUGCAUCUAAGGCCUGCGUGGUAUCAAAACAAGUUCAGGCAAAGGUGUCUUUGGAACCACAACCAGCAAUGCUAGAACUUGAUGCACCGGUUGUAAUUUUCGGUGACGUUCAUGGGCAACUUAGGGACUUACUGAGGUUUUUCACGAUAGUUGGUCCUCCUCCGCACAAUAAAAUACUUUUCCUUGGUGAUUAUGUGGACAGAUGUAAAAAAUCGCUUGAGGUUAUUAUGCUUCUGCUAUGCUAUCGCGUCAAAUAUCCCAACCUCAUUCACCUGCUUCGCGGAAAUCACGAAUGUUCUAAAAUGAAUCGAUUGUACGGGUUUUACGAAGAGCUGCGAAGAAAGAGAAAUGUGUACAUGUGGAAGAAAUUUCAAGAGGUUUUCAACGAAAUGCCGCUCUGUGCUGUUGUCAGCAGCCGUCUACUUUGUAUGCAUGGCGGUAUCUCACCAGACAUUCAUAAUUGGGAUUCUCUACAAAGUCUACAGAAACCUAAAACACCUCGUGCAUGCGAUGAAGGAGUAGCCGUCGACCUUAUGUGGUCCGAUCCCUCUGUGGAUUCAUGCACUGGAUUCCAGUUUAAUACGGUUCGUGAAGGGAUU
Strongylus vulgaris is the source of this 648-nucleotide messenger RNA. NCBI's taxonomy places the organism in Eukaryota, Metazoa, Nematoda, Chromadorea, Rhabditida, Strongylidae. The record is from the annotation of a GenBank genome assembly.